Prorocentrum cordatum is the source of this 4149-nucleotide messenger RNA. NCBI's taxonomy places the organism in Eukaryota, Dinophyceae, Prorocentrales, Prorocentraceae. The record is from the annotation of a GenBank genome assembly.
AUGGCGAGGUCCAUGGCCGCAACCGCGGCACUCGCGGGCUGCAUCAGUCAGGGUGCCGCCUUCGCGCCCGGCGCCCUGGCCAGCGACGCCUCCCUGCGCAACGCUGGGCUCCAGAGCGGUGCUGCCGACGCCGGCGCUGGCGCUGCGCCACAGCCGCGUUCCGCGACCACCGCCGUGGCGGCCGUGGUGGUGGCCGUGGCUGGGGCGGCGCUGACCCGCACGCGCAGGGGCGGCAAGCAGUCCGCGGUGGCGUGCCGUGCGCAGCUCACGGAGAUCCCCUACGGCGCCGAGCGCGUCACAGCGAACCCGGUGGCUGGCAUGGUGGGCGCGCCGUCUGAGGCCGAACGUUUCCUGAUCGGCGGGGACGAGAUCUACGACCCUCUCAACAUCUACCUGCCUUGGUUCCGGGAGGCCGAGCUGAAGCACGGGCGCGUGGCCAUGCUCGCCUGGGUCGGCAUGGUGGUGCCGGACUUCGUGCGCAUCCCCGCCUUCGGAGACGUCGCCGGCUGCUACGAGGCCUCCUCGACAGUCGCCGCCCACGACGCUUGCGUGGUGGGGAACGCAAACGGGCUGGGCGGGCCCCUCUUCCAGGUCUUCGCGUUCUGCGGCUUCUUCGAGAUGCUGACCACCUACCCGAAGUUCUGCAAGACCGGCAACGAGGUGACCAUCGAUAACGCCGGCGACUACAAGCUGGGGAUCAAUUUCCUUCCCACGGAGACGGCGGCCGCCAACGGCAUGAAGUUGAAGGAGCUCAAGAACGGUCGCCUCGCGAUGCUGGCCUUCAGCGGCGCCAUCACGCAGGCCGUCGCCACGGGCAGCGGCUUCCCCUGGCUGGGCGCCGUGGCGACGGAGAAGGCCGGCAGCGGCUUCGGCGCCAGCGUGAGGGGCGCCAGCCGUGUGGCCAUGCGCGCGGGGCCCGAGGGCGGGUACAAGAUGAGCAAGGCUGUGCCCUUCCUGCCAGUGGUUCAAGGUCGCGAUGGCGAUGUGGCGUGGUCGGCGUGGAUCACCACGGCCUGGGGUUCCGGCGUCCCCGGCGAGCCCUUCGCAAACUUGUCGACCCUCGAUGCGCACGCCGCCAUGGUCAAGUUCGGCACUCCAUGGCCGCAGAAGCUUUGCUGGGCGGCUACUUCGAAGCCUUCGGCUUCUGGCGUCAUCAACGCGAUGGAGGGCAAGACCGACCGCAAGCCAGGCGACUUCGGCAUCCGCACUUGGUACCCCAAGGACGAGAAGGGCCAGUACGAGAUGCAGCUGAAGGAGCUGCGGAACGGCCGGCUGGCCAUGCUGGCAUUCGGCGGCAAUAGCCACCGCGGGCCGCUUCUCCGGAGCAUGGAGUCGACCCGCUCGGCUUUCUCUGACACCUUCGACCUGAAGUCGGCUGCGCGAAACGCCCUGAACGCAGUCUACACCGAGACCAACGGCCUCAUCACUCUCAUCUUCCUCGCCGGCUACAUCGAGAGCCAGACCUACAACGGGAAGGUCACGAUGCUGGACAUGUUCGAGGGCGAGGACGACAAGGUGCCUGGGGACUUCAACUUCGGCAGCGGCUUCCUGAAGGGCAAGACCGACAAGGAGGUCUACGACAUGAAGCUGAAGGAGCUCAACAACGGCCGGCUGGCGAUGCUGGCCUUCGGCGGCAUGGUGCACCACAACCUGGUCGUCAACGGACCCCUCUUCCCCAUCUUCCCCGACGGCUGGAAGGGCCCGCAGGGCACCUGGACGGUCAACGGCUUCCCCAUCGAGAGCAUGGCGAGCAGGCUGGUCGAGGAGGGCGGCGGCAACAGCCCCAUCGGCGUGCAGUUGCGUGACGUGGUGGCAUGGAUCACCAGCGUCGAGUACUGCUUCCUCGUCUGCGGCACGCAUCCGAAGCGGACCCCGCCGCCGAGGAAGCCCACAGCCAGCAUGGCGAGGUCCAUGGCCGCAACCGCGGCACUCGCGGGCUGCAUCAGUCAGGGUGCCGCCUUCGCGCCCGGCGCCCUGGCCAGCGACGCCUCCCUGCGCAACGCUGGGCUCCAGAGCGGUGCUGCCGACGCCGGCGCUGGCGCUGCGCCACAGCCGCGUUCCGCGACCACCGCCGUGGCGGCCGUGGUGGUGGCCGUGGCUGGGGCGGCGCUGACCCGCACGCGCAGGGGCGGCAAGCAGUCCGCGGUGGCGUGCCGUGCGCAGCUCACGGAGAUCCCCUACGGCGCCGAGCGCGUCACAGCGAACCCGGUGGCUGGCAUGGUGGGCGCGCCGUCUGAGGCCGAACGUUUCCUGAUCGGCGGGGACGAGAUCUACGACCCUCUCAACAUCGCUGCCAGGUGCCCGCAGUACCUGCCUUGGUUCCGGGAGGCCGAGCUGAAGCACGGGCGCGUGGCCAUGCUCGCCUGGGUCGGCAUGGUGGUGCCGGACUUCGUGCGCAUCCCCGCCUUCGGAGACGUCGCCGGCUGCUACGAGGCCUCCUCGACAGUCGCCGCCCACGACGCUUGCGUGGUGGGGAACGCAAACGGGCUGGGCGGGCCCCUCUUCCAGGUCUUCGCGUUCUGCGGCUUCUUCGAGAUGCUGACCACCUACCCGAAGUUCUGCAAGACCGGCAACGAGGUGACCAUCGAUAACGCCGGCGACUACAAGCUGGGGAUCAAUUUCCUUCCCACGGAGACGGCGGCCGCCAACGGCAUGAAGUUGAAGGAGCUCAAGAACGGUCGCCUCGCGAUGCUGGCCUUCAGCGGCGCCAUCACGCAGGCCGUCGCCACGGGCAGCGGCUUCCCCUGGCUGGGCGCCGUGGCGACGGAGAAGGCCGGCAGCGGCUUCGGCGCCAGCGUGAGGCCCGCCGCUGGGGCCCUAGCCAGGGGCGCCAGCCGUGUGGCCAUGCGCGCGGGGCCCGAGGGCGGGUACAAGAUGAGCAAGGCUGUGCCCUUCCUGCCAGUGUCUCCGGCUCUCGAGGGCUACGUCGGCGAGGAGGACGGCUUCGACCCGAUCGGCAUGUCCCUCGCCUGGGACAUCCGCUGGCUGCGCGAGGCCGAGCUGAAGCACGGUCGCGUGGCGAUGCUGGCUGUGGUCGGCUGGAUCACCACGGACCUGGGGUUCCGCGUCCCCGGCGAGCCCUUCGCAAACUUGUCGACCCUCGAUGCGCACGACGCCAUGGUCAAGUUCGGCUCCAUGCCGCAGAUGCUUUGCUGGGCCGGCUACUUCGAAGCCUUCGGCUUCCUGGCGAUCAUCAACGCGAUGGAGGGCAAGACCGACCGCAAGCCAGGCGACUUCGGCAUCCGCACUUGGUACCCCAAGGACGAGAAGGGCCAGUACGAGAUGCAGCUGAAGGAGCUGCGGAACGGCCGGCUGGCCAUGCUGGCUUUCGGCGGCAUCGCCACUGCGGGCGCCUUCUCCGGCAAGACCUGGCCCUUCUUCGGCGUCGACGUCUUCGCGGAGGGCUCCACGCGCCGCGCGGCCUCCGUUGCGGGCACGCAGUCGUCGUUCUGCGGGGCCUCCAGGGCGCCGCAGCGCAGCAGGACCAGCGCAGUGGCUGCCCGCGCCGAGGUAAGCCGCAGCUUGCCCUUCAUGCCCAAGCCCCAGAACCUCGCCGGGUACGUCGGAGAGGAGCAGGAGUUCGACCCGCUCGGCUUCUCUGACACCUUCGACAUGAAGUGGCUGCGCGAGUCGGAACUCAAGCACGGCCGCGUCUGCAUGCUGGCGACUGUCGGCUUCGCCACCCAGCAGUACGCCACGUUCCCCGGCAUGGCGCCCACGGAGAACGCCCUGAACGCAGUCUACACCGAGACCAACGGCCUCAUCACUCUCAUCUUCCUCGCCGGCUACAUCGAGAGCCAGACCUACAACGGGAAGGUCACGAUGUUGGACAUGUUCGAGGGCGAGGACGACAAGGUGCCUGGGGACUUCAACUUCGGCAGCGGCUUCCUGAAGGGCAAGACCGACAAGGAGGUCUACGACAUGAAGCUGAAGGAGCUCAACAACGGCCGGCUGGCGAUGCUGGCCUUCGGCGGCAUGGUGCACCACAACCUGGUCGUCAACGGACCCCUCUUCCCCAUCUUCCCCGACGGCUGGAAGGGCCCGCAGGGCACCUGGACGGUCAACGGCUUCCCCAUCGAGAGCAUGGCGAGCAGGCUGGUCGAGGAGGGCGGCGGCAACAGCCCCAUCGGCGUGCAGAACCUCUUCUGA